Molecule: messenger RNA, 3006 nt
Organism: Dunckerocampus dactyliophorus (ringed pipefish)
Lineage: Eukaryota; Metazoa; Chordata; Actinopteri; Syngnathiformes; Syngnathidae
Gene: comp
Product: cartilage oligomeric matrix protein
Exons: 20
Coding region: 95-2335 (746 amino acids)
Biological process (GO): cell adhesion
Cellular component (GO): extracellular region
Molecular function (GO): calcium ion binding
Source: RefSeq, a predicted model, not a curated record
AGUACGCGGAACAGAAGUGAUGAGGAGCAAUUGCAGACACUCCAAAUUAGAGGAGGCUUGCAGAAGGUAGAAGAGAGGCGACACACACUGCAGCAUGUUUUGCUUUCUGGUGUUGACCUGUGCGCUUUGCAUGGGAGGGGCUGCAGGACAAAGAGAUGGGGAAAUUAUAAGUCAGAUUAAAAUGACAAACCUUGCCCUGUCUGAGAUAAAAGAGCUUAUGAAACAGCAGAUUAAAGAGAUAAUAUUCCUCAAGAACACAGUGAUGGAGUGUGAAGCCUGUGGGAUGGGAGGAGGGCUGCCGCGUCCUUCCUGUGUGCCCAGCCCCUGCUACCCUGGGGUACAAUGCAUGGAGACGCCUCAUGGUCCAAGCUGUGGGCCCUGUCCGGAAGGAAUGAAGGGCAAUGGCACCCACUGCACUGAUGUGGAUGAGUGUUCUGUGCUACCGUGCCACAUGGGUGUGCGAUGCAUCAACACCUUCCCAGGCUUCCGUUGUGGCACUUGCCCUGCAGGAUACACUGGACCUCAGGUACAUGGUGUCGGCCUCGCGUACGCCACUGCCAACAAACAGGUGUGCAAGGACAUCAAUGAGUGUGACAACUCCAACAAUGGCGGCUGUGUACAGAACUCCAUCUGUAUGAACACUCCAGGCUCGUUCCGGUGUGGUCCUUGCAAAAAGGGCUACGUGGGUGACCAGCGACUUGGUUGCAAGCCUGAGAGGGCAUGUGGGAACGGCCACCCGAGCCCCUGCCAUGCCAAUGCUGAGUGUAUCGUCCACCGAGAUGGCAAGAUUGAAUGUCAGUGUGGAGUUGGUUGGGCUGGAAAUGGCUUCCUGUGUGGAUCUGACAUCGACAUUGACGGUUUCCCCGACGAGAAGCUGGACUGUCCUGAGAGAAAUUGUGCCAAAGAUAAUUGUCUCACUGUGCCCAACUCUGGUCAGGAAGAUGCUGAUCGUGAUGGAAUUGGAGAUGCCUGUGAUGAUGAUGCAGAUGGGGAUGGGAUCCCCAACACACAGGAUAACUGCGUGCUAGUGCCCAACGUGGACCAAAGGAACAUCGACGAAGACGACUUUGGUGAUGCUUGCGAUAACUGUCGUGCAAUCAAAAACAAUGAUCAAAAGGACACCGAUGUGGACAAGUUUGGCGAUGAGUGUGAUGAAGAUAUUGACGGGGAUGGAAUCCCUAAUCACCUGGAUAACUGCAAACGGGCUCCCAAUGCCGACCAGAAAGAUCGUGAUGGAGACAAAGUUGGAGACGCCUGCGAUAGCUGCCCUUAUGUUCCCAAUCCAGACCAGUUGGAUGCAGACAACGAUCUUAUCGGAGACCCUUGUGACACCAACAAAGACAGCGAUGGCGACGGUCACCAAGACUCUCGAGACAACUGCCCAGCCGUCAUCAACAGCUCCCAGCUGGACACCGAUAAGGAUGGCAAGGGAGACGAGUGUGAUGAUGACGACGACAACGAUGGCAUUCCUGACCUGCUGCCACCAGGUCCUGAUAACUGCCGAUUGAUCCCGAACCCCAUGCAGGAGGACUCUGAUGGCAACGGCAUAGGUAAUGUGUGUGAAAAGGAUUUCGACAAUGACACUAUCAUCGACACCAUCGAUGUUUGUCCUGAAAACGCUGAAGUCACGCUCACCGACUUCAGGGAGUACCAGACUGUGGUCUUAGAUCCAGAGGGCGACGCACAGAUUGACCCCAAUUGGGUGGUGCUGGACCAGGGAAGAGAGAUUGUCCAGACAAUGAACAGUGAUCCCGGGUUGGCUGUUGGUUACACUGCUUUCAGUGGUGUCGAUUUUGAAGGGACAUUUCACGUCAACACGGUGACAGACGACGACUACGCAGGAUUUAUUUUCGGGUACCAGGACAGCUCCAGUUUCUACGUGGUCAUGUGGAAGCAAGUGGAACAGAUCUACUGGCAAGCCAACCCGUUUAGAGCCGUGGCAGAACCGGGAAUCCAACUGAAAGCUGUGAAGUCCAACACAGGCCCAGGUGAGAACCUAAGGAACGCCCUGUGGCACACCGGCGACACGAGUGACCAGGUGAAACUGCUGUGGAAAGAUGCUCGCAAUGUUGGCUGGAAGGACAAGACGUCUUAUCGCUGGUUCCUCCAGCACCGACCCGCCGAUGGAUACAUCAGGGUUCGCUUCUAUGAGGGUCCUCAAAUGGUGGCAGACACAGGAGUGAUAAUAGACGCUACAAUGAGAGGAGGUCGACUUGGAGUCUUCUGCUUCUCCCAGGAGAACAUCAUCUGGGCCAACCUGCGUUACCGCUGCAACGACACUCUACCAGAAGACUUCGACACUUACCGUGCCCAGCAGGUUCAACUGGUGUCUUGAAGAAAAUGACAGCUCAAAGAAUUCUGGGAAAAUCUCAACUAUCUCACAUUCAAAUCAUCGACUGGUGAUACUUGCAGAUGAAAACUGACGGGGCCCUAAAAAUGUAGUCUGAAGAAGUUAUCCAGUGCAUUUUGUUGGUGGUUUUAAAUUAGUCUUAACAUUUCAGUGUUACAAAAUAAUAAAGCUGGAUUUUUAGUAAAUGAUGGAGUCACUCGGUCAGUCAUCUGCAGCUAAAGUCAAGCCAUCUUCCAAAUUCGUUACUGUGGGUACAGUUAGACAAAAACCUGUUUUGGUACAUAACACGCAGAACAGCAGAAACGACUGAACACUGUAACUGACCCCAAGGCCUAUACAUUGCACAUAUUCUGUACGAUGCAUUUUCAAUAUUCUGUAUAGCAAUUCAGCAAUCUCAACCCUGCAAAUUUUUGGUCAGAAAUGAAUUUUUACAUGUCAUUUACGGUAAGUUUCGAAUCAUUUAUAAAUGCGUGAUAAUACAGGUAAAAUGUGAAGCAUAUAUACACCACUGUAUUUGUACAUGUUAUCUCUUUAUGCUUCACUGAUAAUAUUUUUUCAUCAAGUGUUGAGAUUUUGUACUUUGUUAGGCAAUCCUCGAAAGCACCAGUUGUGUGCUGUGAGACGGUAAAUUUAGUUUGGCAACAGAAGCGCUAGCU